CCGCAGCUGAGGCAGCAUUCACCACCGCUGCUGUCACCCGGGUGUGGUGCAUCACUCUGAGCCCACCCGCCCUGGGUGCCCCCUCUGUUCCUGGGUGGAGGGGGCUCCGGGAGCCCUGAAGGGCGAAGCGGCAGGGACGCCUCUCUUCAGAGAGGAGGCGAUGUCGCAGCCCGGGAUGGGGCCAGAGCGCGCGGGAAUGGAGCUUGGCGACUGCGAGGAGCGUCCGCCGGAGGAGAGCAGGAGGGAGCACUGGCAGUUGCUGGGUAAUUUGAAGACUACUGUGGAGGGUUUGGUGUCAACCAACAGCCCCAAUGUCUGGUCCAAGUAUGGUGGCCUGGAGCGGCUUUGCAGGGACAUGCAGAGCAUCCUCUAUCAUGGGCUCAUCCGUGACCAGCAGGUGUGUUGCCGUCAGACUGAUUACUGGCAAUUUGUGAAAGACAUCCGCUGGCUUAGUCCCCACUCAGCCCUUCAUGUGGAGAAGUUCAUGACCUUGCAUGAGAAUGGCCAGAGCAGCCCUGACGGUGUGAACGAGCGUGUCAUUGCAGAGCUGUGGCUGCAGCAUAGCUUGCAGUGCCACUCUCUCUCAGCUCAGCUACGACCUCUGCUUGGGGAUAGACAAUAUAUCAGGAAAUUCUACACAGAUACCGCUUUCCUGCUAAGCGAUGCCCAUGUCACAGCCAUGCUCCAAUGCCUAGAAGCAGUGGAACAGAACAACCCCCGCCUCCUCGCUCAAAUCGAUGCAUCUAUGUUUGCCAGAAAGCAUGAGAGCCCACUGCUGGUGACAAAGAGCCAGAGCCUGACAGCUCUGCCUGGUUCCACAUGCACCCCUCCAACCAGCUAUGCUCAGCAUUCCUACUUUGGGUCCUUCUCUAGCCUCCACCAAUCCAUACCCAACCACGGCCCAGAAAGAAGGUCUACUUCCUUUUCUCUCUCUGGCCCUCCCCGGAAACCUCAAGAAAGCAGAGGGCACAUUUCCCCAGCAGAGGAUCAAACCAUCCAAGCCCCUCUGCUUCCAGUCUCUGCAUUAGCCAGGGAUUCCCCCUCAACUCCAAAUGAGAUGAGCUCCAGCACUCUGACCAGCCCCUUAGAAUCAUCCUGGGUCAGCAGCCAGAAUGAUUCCCCAAGUGAUGCCAGUGAGGGGCCUGAGUACUUGGCCAUCGGUAACCUGGACUCCCGAGGUCGGACCGCCAGUUGUCAGAGUCACAGCAGCAAUGCCGAGAGCAGCAGCUCCAAUUUGUUCUCCUCUAGCAGUUCCCAGAAGCCAGAUACUGCUGCUUCUUCCCUAGUGGACCAAGAGGGAGGUGGGCAGAGCCAGCUGUCCAGUGUCCUUCGCAGGUCCAGCUUCUCAGAGGGGCAGGCACUCACUGUCACCAGUGGAACAAAGAAGAGCCAUACUCGCUCCCAUUCGGAUACCAACAUUGUCUCCAGAGGAGCCUCAGAAUCCUGCAAUGAUAAGUCGAAGUUGAGAGGCCCUUUGCCCUACUCUGGCCAAAGCAGUGAAGUCAGCACACCCAGCUCUCUGUACAUGGAGUAUGAGGGUGGUCAGUACCUAUGCUCAGGUGAAGGCAUGUUCCGAAGACCGUCAGAAGGACAGUCCCUUAUCAGCUACCUGUCCGAGCAAGACUUUGGCAGCUGUGCAGACCUGGAAAAGGAGAAUGCCCACUUCAGUAUCUCAGAGUCCUUGAUUGCUGCCAUUGAAUUAAUGAAGUGCAACAUGAUGAACCAGUGCCUAGAAGAGGAGGAAGAGGAAGGGGAAGACAGCGAUAGAGAGAUCCAGGAACUGAAGCAGAAGAUCCGCCUUCGUCGCCAGCAGAUCCGCACCAAGAAUCUGCUCCCUGUGUACCAGGAGACUGAGCAUGGAAGCUUUCGGAUCACUUCCAGCAGCUCCCAGUUCAGUUCACGUGAUUCCACACAGUUCUCUGAAUCUGGCUCUGGCUCUGCUGAUGAAGUUGAUGAAUUUGAAAUCCAAGAUGCUGACAUCAGAAGGAGCACAGCCUCAAACAACAAAUCCUUGAUUUCCUCCCAGACCGUCUCCCAUUGCUUCCUCCACUCCACAUCUGCUGAGGCAGUGGCCAUGGGGCUCCUGAAGCAGUUUGAGGGGAUGCAGCUCCCAGCCGCCUCGGAGCUAGAGUGGCUAGUUCCAGAGCAUGAUGCACCUCAGAAGCUCCUGCCCAUCCCCGACUCACUGCCCAUCUCACCAGAUGAUGGGCAGCAUGCUGACAUCUACAAACUGCGUAUUCGUGUUCGUGGCAACCUGGAGUGGGCCCCACCCCGGCCUCAGAUAAUUUUUAAUGUUCAUCCAGCCCCAACGAGGAAAAUUGCUGUGGCCAAGCAGAAUUACCGCUGUGCUGGAUGUGGCAUCCGGACUGACCCUGAUUAUAUCAAGCGGCUGCGGUACUGUGAGUACUUGGGCAAGUACUUCUGUCAGUGCUGCCAUGAGAAUGCCCAGAUGGUUAUCCCCAGCCGGGUUCUGCGCAAGUGGGACUUCAGCAAGUAUUAUGUCAGCAAUUUCUCCAAGGAUCUGCUCAUUAAGAUCUGGAAUGAUCCUCUCUUCAAUGUGCAGGACAUCAACAGCGCCCUCUAUAGGAAGGUCAAGCUGCUCAACCAAGUUCGGCUGCUGCGGAUCCAGCUAUAUCACAUGAAGAACAUGUUCAAGACAUGCCGAUUGGCCAAAGACCUUCUGGAUUCCUUUGACACAGUUCCAGGCCACCUGACAGAAGACCUCCACCUGUACUCGCUGAAUGACCUGACUGCAACCAGGAAGGGGGAGCUGGGGCCCCAGCUUGCUGAGCUCACCAGGGCAGGGGCUGCCCAUGUGGAGCGAUGCAUGCUCUGCCAAGCCAAGGGCUUCAUCUGCGAGUUCUGUCAGAACGAGGAGGACAUCAUCUUCCCUUUUGAGCUCCAUAAGUGCCGGACCUGUGAAGAAUGUAAGGCGUGUUACCAUAAAGCUUGUUUCAAGUCUGGAAGCUGUCCCCGGUGUGAACGACUACAGGCCCGGCGGGAGUUGCUGGCCAAGCAGAGCCUGGAGUCCUACAUGUCAGACUAUGAGGAGGAACCCACUGAAGCUUUGGCCCUAGAGGCUACCACUCUGGAGACCACCUGAAGAAAGCACGUUAAGCCCUUUUCCUAGGGGCUAGGGUCACAUAUAACGCAGAACUGAGCCACCCUUUGAAGGACUUUCCCCACUUUAUUUUUAUUUUUAUCAUUAUUAUUUUUUUUAUGACUUGUCUAAUGUCCAUAUAUAGCCAACCUUUGUUGGGUUGGUGGGGUCCAGUCUGCUGUGACAAUUUGUAAUUACCAGGUAUUUCCAUCAGAACUGACACAUGGGUCCUAGAGCGAAGCUUCCAGUGCCUCUGUCGCGAGUGGACACUGAGACCCACUACUUCUGACAUCCACAGCAUUCUUCUCUUGGACCAGAUCUGGUUUCAGCUGCAUCGAAAGCAUCAUUUCCAGUUUUGUUUUGUUUUGUUUUAGUUCUGGAGCUUCUGAGCCAGGCCUGUCUCAACCAACUCACUUCUCCUUUGCUGCUGAAACAGAAGGAUGGAGCUUUCUCUCUCCCAGUCCUGAAAGGGGCAGACUGUACCCUGAGGAGAAGCAGCAGAGAAUGGGACUACACUGUAGACAUUCUGUCCAGCUUACUUAGCUAUUUUUGAGGCCACAGAGACAGGAUUAUUACUACCCUGGAAUCCACAGAGACCUCAAAGAGGCAGCCAUAACUUCCUUGUUUGAAGUCUUCUAGGCACAGGUGAUGUCACAGCUGACUAUCUUUAUCUGCCCUGGUAGGCUUGAAGCAAAGAACAGAAUUACUACUUAGGCCAGGCCCAUUUAUAGCCUUACACUAGGCAUAAGUGAGGCUGCAGCUCCACUGCUUAAGGAGAAUUUAUUCAGUCAGAGGAGCUGUUGGUCUCUUAGGUGAUAAGGCCCCUAGUUCUGGUGCAGGUGUGAUUUUUCAAGCUCAGGCAAGUCCCUGAUGCCAUCCUAAACUGAGGACAGAAACCCCAUCCCCCGUCUUAUUUGUGUGUCUCUUUCCACUAUGUCCUCAGGUCAUUGUGAUUCUGAGUAAAAGUAUGGCCCAACUCCAUUCUCUCUUUCCCUUUCCUGUAACGGAGCUGGGACCCUUCUGGUGGUUGAUCUCUUACCUUAGUUUUUUGUCAAAGUUGGGGAAAAUCUUCCUGCAAUUAGUGAAGAUUUAGAGAACUUGACAAUUUGUGGAAGUGAGUGUGAAUGGUCCUGUGUUCUUGGGAUAAUAGGAGCCUUUUGCCAAUUAUGCACUUAACUCUUUAGCCUGGUGAUAGUCAUAUGUUCGCUCAUCCUUUUCAUAGCACUAACUUUAACACAUACACCCCUUUUUAAAAUGUGUGCUUUGACGGGAAAAGUUUUCAAUGGGACCAUGUAUAUGUUUGUGGUGUUCUUAGUUACUGUACCUCCUGACUGUAUGUAAAACACUGGUUAGGGUUGUUGCUCCAAGGGCUGGCAGCUCUGUGAACUAAAACCCACAGCAUUUUAAUUCUGGAACUGACUUCUUCCUGUGAACCUGUCUUUCCGUAGUUGCUUGCUAGUAGAAAAAACUUGGUGUGUGUGCUGUCCCAGGAAGCUAAACAGAAAGUUGCACAUGGUUGGUGGAUGCCGUUAAGUGCCUGAGCUGGAGGCAACCAGAAGUCUCACAGGAAGUAGAGGGGGCAGUAAGGAAAUGGUCAGAUCUGAGGCUCCACCGGGACAAGAGGGAGCUGCAGGGAGGAAUUAACCAGUGGCGUAGGUCCCUCUGCCUCAAACUUGGGAUUUGAAGGCUGCCUCAGGCCGGAGGACCCUGAGGCUGUUCUUUCAGUUCGUGGGGAAGACUGAAAGCUAAGGUCUCCAGCCCAGCCCAUUUUGAAGGACUGACCAGUAGCUCCCUUGUCUUUCACGGAGCUUUGGGAAUGAUCCCAUCAAACUUAAGGCUCACUAAGCCGGAUUCAGGGUUUGUCAGAAUGGGGAGCUCUGCUUCCAAUUUUGGUUGAAAUGACAAACCCAGCUCCUAUUCCAAGUCACUACACUGGAGGAGAGACGUCCUCUUGUUAUUGUGCCACCUGUUUCAUAUUAGCGUAGAAUCAAAGGGUGGAAAAUGCUGACGGUUUCCAAAGCUGAGCUCAACAAUCUUACAUGCUCCUGAUUUUCCACUUAUUUUUCUUCACCUCCCCUGCCCCAGUAUCCCUUUAGGUUGCAUAUCUGUUUUAAGGACCCUGACACUCUGCUGUCAUCACUGUCCAAAUACCCAUUUAUUUAUUUAUUUGGUAGUAGAGGGAGAGAGGAAUGAGGGUGGGAUAUUUUGAAAGCACUUUGUAACUUGCCAGUAUCUGAAAAUCCCUGAUGUGGGGAGAAGCUUUGAAUGCACUGAAGAGAGUUCCUUCUGAAUGAAAUGGGAGGGAGGAAGUGUUCUUUCCUAUAAAUAAAGGGAAACAAUUUUGCUUACAAGGUGGAGACAAGAUUCAAGACAGCGGAAGAGUGGAAGGCAAAUAUUUUCCACUUAAAUGAAGCUGUAAUUGACUUUCUCUGCUAAGGCUUUAGAGCGUUUUGUUAAAUUAACAUAAAAGGAGCAAGAGUCUAAAUUGAGGUGUUCUGUGUGUGUACAACUCAUGUUCUGAACUGGAUUCCUACUUGCUGUAAUUCAAACACACCUAACAGCUCAUUGUCCUCUUUAAUAAACUAAGGAAAUGGA
Messenger RNA from Miniopterus natalensis, 5695 nucleotides. It is a transcript of the gene RUBCN, whose product is annotated as rubicon autophagy regulator. Lineage: Eukaryota; Metazoa; Chordata; Mammalia; Chiroptera; Miniopteridae. Gene Ontology annotation, cellular component: late endosome; early endosome. Gene Ontology annotation, molecular function: phosphatidylinositol phosphate binding. Gene Ontology annotation, biological process: negative regulation of autophagosome maturation; negative regulation of endocytosis. The record is from RefSeq and is a predicted model, not a curated record.